This is a messenger RNA of Dibothriocephalus latus, 996 nucleotides long. Lineage: Eukaryota; Metazoa; Platyhelminthes; Cestoda; Diphyllobothriidea; Diphyllobothriidae. The record is from the annotation of a GenBank genome assembly.
ACAUCGAAGGCAGUGACUGACGAGCGUAGUGGUCGCCACAUCAACUGCUGUCCCACGGCCGUAGUUGACCCAAAUUUUGUUCUCUACUUGCACAUUCUCAACAAACGGGUAAAGAUAUCACCAAGUGUGCCUACAUCUACUCCCGAGGCCCAGGCCAUGGGAACGCAGGACGAAUUUUCGGCGGCAAUUGCCGAGGAUCUCGCCCAGUGGGCGUCUCAUCUCUUCCCGGAUCUUGCCGGCGAUCUGAAAGGCGACAAUUUCUUUGACAAAAUAUCCGGCGGCAUACUGCUGUGCCACAUCCUCUUUGAGACGGAGGACUUGGUAUCAAGGAAGAAUCUGCGCAGCGUGAUUGUCUGCCUGUUGGAAGUGGCGAAAUUCGGGAUAGACGUGCUGGAGAUAGUGCACCUUGAGAAGCAAAUCGAUGCAGAACUGGCUGCCGAGCGUCGUGGUGUGUCCAAACGGGAAGAGGAGGCCAAGCCCUCAAGCCUAAAGAUAACAGUUGGGUUGUGGACAUGUCUUCUUUGGACGAAGUCCUACCUAAAUGACCUAAUCAGAAUGGGAAGCUUGACAAAACCUAUGGCUUUUGAGAUCCGACCAGAAAGGUACUUACGGCUCCUUCGGGGCCACAUUAUGGUGCGAGUUGACGGCGGCUGGGACACACUCAAUCAUUUCUUACAGGAGCACGAUGAGGGCAGAAAAGUUUACGAUGCGAAUACGAAAAAUGCUGAUUGGACGGAGGGUCCCUUGCAACGGGAACCGCCGAAAGACUUCAAGCCGCAGGCGCUAGAUCCGGAACCGGUAGAUCUCAAGCCAACACCCUACGCCUAUGUGGCUGAAUUGGACAAGAACCGUGCAAUCCUUCCUGGUGAAGACACAUAUGAUGUGAGAAUCCAUUGUUACUCUAAAAUGGACGACACUCAGCCAAAAUGUCCCUCCCGCAAUGCACGCUCUUCUAGUUCAAAUGGCACCAUCCUCGUCCUUGCCGUUGGGCUGUAG